Adineta ricciae is the source of this 747-nucleotide messenger RNA. Lineage: Eukaryota; Metazoa; Rotifera; Eurotatoria; Adinetida; Adinetidae. The record is from the annotation of a GenBank genome assembly.
AUGGGACGCAAGUCCGUUCCUACUGAUAAGAAGAAUCAAAUAAUCCUUCUACGUGAUAUGGGAAUUUCUCAACACGGUAUAUCUCGUCAAUUACAUAUUUCUCGGUGUUGUGUUCGUCAAACGAUUCAUAAAUAUGAAGAAUUUCACACAGUUGCUACAAAACCUGGUGCUGGUCGUCCAGUAAAAACAACAGAACGUGAACGACGUCUAAUGAAAUUCGAACAAUUACGAGAUGAUACAUAUUCAUUAAAUGAUCUUGUCCGAUAUUCUCAUACGAAUUUAAAUUUAUCUGUUAGUCGGUCAACAAUUAGUCGUAUUCUUCGAGGUUUUAAUAUGAUAUCAUACAUUGCUCCAAGAAAACCUCGCGUGACUUCAGUACAACGACGUAAUCGAAUUACAUGGUGUUAUGAACAUUUGAAUUGGUCAGUGCGAGAUUGGUCAAAUGUUGUUUUUUCCGAUGAAAUCUCUACGGUACCGUCUGCUGCACGAUUGAAAUACAACAUGCACACAUUUUCCACAUUACCUGUCGAAGUAGUUUAUCGAAUUAUGGAUCAUCAAAAUGACCGGACGCUAUUUUGUUCAAUGAAAAAUAUCUGUCGACGGCUCAAUCAGAUCCUAAGUACUUACCAGCGAUAUCAAGUAAGUUUACAUGGUAUUUUAACAUUCUCGUCGACUGUGCUAUACAUAAGCUUAAUGGUAUUUGAUGUCGUAGAUUCCCUCAUAGGACAACCCAAACUAAUUUCAUAA